Messenger RNA from Equus quagga, 3608 nucleotides. RefSeq names its product collagen type VIII alpha 1 chain (gene COL8A1). The transcript is spliced from 4 exons. Lineage: Eukaryota; Metazoa; Chordata; Mammalia; Perissodactyla; Equidae. The record is from RefSeq and is a predicted model, not a curated record. The coding region runs from base 238 to 2448 and encodes 736 amino acids. Gene Ontology annotation, molecular function: protein binding.
GCGACUCCUCCCACCUGCCCAUAAAAGCCAAGUGCAUGUUACCAGCGGCGGAUCCGAGUCCUCUCCCGGUCCUCUCCUGUGGGAGCCGAGCCUCUCUCCUGGACCUUAACGUGCUCAAGAAGCUGUUGUGGACGCAGAGCGGCGUCUGGUGAAGAAACGGAAAGCAGCCCCGAGGUGCCACAGACAGGCACAAGGACCCCGGUCCUCGAUUCCGCCGGCCGCGCACGUCUCAAUGUGAUGGCUGUGCCACCUGCCCCUGUGCCACUGCUGGGAGUGCUGCUCACCAUCUCCCUGGGCCUCAUCAGGCUCAUUCAGGCUGGUGCCUACUAUGGGAUCAAGCCACUGCCACCUCAAAUUCCUCCUCAGAUCCCACCGCAGAUUCCACAAUACCAGCCCCUCGGCCAGCAAGUACCUCACAUGCCUUUGGGCAAAGACGGCCUUAAUGUGGGCAAAGAGUACCCACAUCUACCCCAAUAUAUGAAGGAAAUUCAGCCGGCGCCCAGAAUGGGCAAGGAUGCAGCAGCCAAGAAGGGCAAAGCAGAAAUCCCAGUAGCCAGUUUACGAGGGGAGCAAGGUCCCCGUGGAGAGCCUGGCCCAAGAGGACCGCCUGGGCCCCCUGGGUUACCAGGUCAUGGGAUACCUGGAAUCAAAGGAAAACCAGGGCCACAGGGAUACCCAGGAGUUGGAAAACCAGGUAUGCCUGGAAUGCCAGGAAAGCCAGGAGCCAUGGGAAUGCCCGGGGCAAAAGGCGAAAUUGGACCCAAAGGAGAGAUCGGGCCUAUGGGGAUCCCAGGACCACAAGGACCUCCAGGGCCUCACGGACUUCCUGGCAUUGGGAAGCCAGGUGGGCCAGGGUUACCAGGGCCACCAGGUGCAAAGGGUGAGCGAGGACCCAAAGGCCCACCAGGACCUCCAGGCCUUCAGGGUCCAAAAGGAGAGAAGGGCUUUGGGAUGCCAGGUUUGCCAGGCCUGAAGGGCCCUCCAGGGAUGCACGGUCCUCCUGGCCCUGUCGGACUUCCAGGAGUGGGCAAACCAGGAGUGACUGGCUUCCCUGGGCCCCAGGGGCCCCUGGGAAAGCCAGGUCCUCCAGGCGAACCUGGGCCACAAGGUCCUAUUGGGGUCCCAGGGAUUCAAGGACCUCCUGGGAUACCUGGAAUUGGAAAACCAGGCCAGGAUGGGAUCCCUGGCCAGCCAGGAUUUCCAGGUGGCAAAGGGGAGCAAGGACUGCCAGGGCUGCCAGGACCCCCAGGCCUUCCAGGGAUUGGGAAACCAGGCUUCCCAGGACCCAAAGGUGACAGGGGUGUAGGUGGUGUUCCUGGGGCUCUGGGCCCAAGAGGGGAGAAAGGACCAGUAGGUGCCCCUGGAGUGGGGGGUCCCCCAGGAGAGCCAGGCCUGCCUGGAAUCCCUGGUCCUAUGGGCCCUCCAGGUGCUAUUGGUUUUCCUGGGCCCAAAGGAGAAGGUGGGGUUGUGGGGCCACAGGGACCACCAGGUCCCAAGGGUGAACCAGGGCUUCAGGGCUUCCCAGGAAAGCCAGGCUUCCUGGGUGAAGUGGGGCCCCCUGGCAUAAGGGGUUUGCCAGGUCCCAUAGGGCCCAAGGGGGAAGCUGGGCACAAAGGUUUGCCAGGGCUCCCUGGUGCUCCAGGGCUGCUUGGACCAAAGGGAGAACCAGGAAUCCCAGGGGAUCAGGGUCUACAGGGGCCCCCGGGCAUCCCAGGGAUUGCAGGCCCCAGUGGCCCCAUUGGACCACCUGGAAUUCCAGGCCCCAAAGGGGAACCAGGCCUCCCAGGGCCCCCUGGGUUCCCUGGAAUAGGGAAGCCGGGGGUCGCAGGACUUCAUGGCCCCCCAGGAAAGCCUGGUGCCCUUGGUCCUCAAGGCCAGCCUGGCCUUCCAGGGCCCCCUGGCCCUCCAGGGCCCCCAGGCGCCCCAGCUGGGAUGCCCCCUACACCACCACCCCAUGGAGAGUAUCUGCCCGACAUGGGGGUGGGGAUUGAUGGCGUGAAGCCCCCCCACGCCUAUGGGGCUAAGAAGGGCAAGAACGGAGGGCCAGCCUACGAGAUGCCCGCGUUUACCGCUGAGCUGACUGCACCUUUCCCCCCCGUGGGGGCCCCAGUGAAGUUUGACAAACUGCUCUAUAACGGCAGACAGAACUACAACCCGCAGACGGGCAUCUUCACCUGUGAGGUCCCUGGCGUCUACUACUUUGCAUACCAUGUUCACUGCAAGGGGGGCAACGUGUGGGUUGCCCUGUUCAAGAACAACGAGCCCGUGAUGUACACGUACGAUGAGUACAAAAAGGGCUUUCUGGACCAGGCGUCGGGGAGCGCGGUGCUGCUGCUCAGGCCCGGGGACCGCGUGUUCCUCCAGCUGCCCUCAGAACAGGCUGCAGGGCUGUACGCCGGGCAGUACGUCCACUCCUCCUUUUCAGGAUAUUUAUUGUAUCCCAUGUAAAAAAGAAAAGAAAAAGAGAGAUUUAAUAGAAGAAAAGACAAUGACGCACCAAAAAAUCCAAAUGAAAAACAUAAUUGCUUCAAAACAUUUAUAUAGUUGGAAAGUUAUAUUUAAGUGAAAAUUUGAACCAUCAUGUACAAAUAAAAACUAAGAUGCAUGUUUAAUGCUCCACACAGCAGCUUGUAAUUGAAAAGGAUGGGAUAGAUUUAUGUAUCAAGUACUGACACCUGUUGUACCCACUGGAAUCAUAUUAGCUGUUGUAUGUUAUAUGCUUCCAUGAUAACCUGCUUAUUCAGAUCAGUCAAAAUAUUUCAGUAAGAGAUCAUAGCUAAUGAAAGUCACUCACUCAUAUUGUUUACUUAAAAUAUUUAUAAAUAUGGCUUAAAGAGAUGUCAAUGAUAACAAUUACAUACCGUAUUUACUUGCAUAAUUUCCUCUGUAUUUAUGCAGAUAUUUGUCUUGGAGGGGGGAGGGGAGUUCUCCAGUGUUACUGCCCCAUGGGAGGGGCCGGGGGACCACGGUAGGCCUUCAGUAUCAGAAUGCUUCUCUCACCAGAGGCUGUGUCUUUAGCAACAGGAGUCCUACCAAGAAUCAUGUGUCUCAUGUCUCCAGAAGAACGAGUGAACCAAUCAGCACUGUGCAUUUACCCAGUGCCUUCUCUGUGCGAGCACUGGGUAAGACAUUUCUGUGGGGCAUAGAGAGGGAGGGCCUCACGAGGAGCUCACAAGCCCACUGGGAGACAUGAGCAGUAAUUAACUCAUUUAUUCCUCAAGGGUUCUUUUUGUUUUUUAUUUCUUUGAUUUUUUUUUCUUUCUUCUUCCCUCCAUGUAAUUUCCACUAUGGCCUAACUGAUAUGAACACCUGGAAGUAACAAGAAAAAAAAUAAUCCUCUCGCCCAGUAAUGUUCCAGUUUUGUGGGAUGCUCAUUAUCAACAGCAGUACUGUGUUCACACACAUACAAACACCCCCUCCUGUGCCGACACACACAAAUGGCUACAAUGAGGUUUCAUCCAUGAAGGGGAUAGCCAUUUUUUUUAGUGCUGUUGAGUUUCGAGGAAAUUUCCCUGGGUAGUAUAUAUGCAAACUGGUGUGUCGUCUGGGGUUCCAAAGUCAAUUUCCAAAAUCCAAGCCAUCCUUUACUAGUGGGCGGGGGGGGGGGG